AUGUUUGCGGCGGAGAAUGGUCUGAAAGGAGAUCCAAGGCUGGAAGCUAUAUCGGCAGCCAUCAGAGUGGUUCCUAAUUUCCCUAAGAAAGGAAUUAUGUUUCAGGACAUAACAACGUUGCUGCUGGAUCACAAGGCGUUUAAACAUACAAUUGAUAUCUUCGUGGAUCGCUACAAAGACAUGCAAAUCUCUGUCGUUGCUGGUGUGGAAGCAAGAGGUUUCAUGUUCGGUCCUUCCAUUGCCUUAGCCAUAGGCGCAAAGUUUGUCCCUUUGCGUAAACCAGGAAAAUUACCAGGGAAAGUGAUAUCGGAGUCUUAUGAGCUCGAGUACGGACAUGACCGUUUAGAGAUGCACGUGGACGCUGUUCAGUCACGAGAACGCGUCAUUAUUAUCGACGAUCUCGUCGCUACCGGGGGCACACUCUCUGCUGCCAUUAGUCUUAUGGAAAGCGAGGGAGCUGAGGUUGUGGAGUGUGCUUGUGUUAUUGGCUUGCCUGAAGUUAAGGGCCAACACAAGCUGAAAGGAAAGCCUCUCUACGUACUGGUGGAGCCAAGUGGGUUAGAUGAUUUCUGUUAG
This is a messenger RNA of Microthlaspi erraticum, 576 nucleotides long. The record is from the annotation of a GenBank genome assembly. NCBI's taxonomy places the organism in Eukaryota, Viridiplantae, Streptophyta, Magnoliopsida, Brassicales, Brassicaceae.